Molecule: messenger RNA, 1515 nt
Organism: Penicillium hordei
Lineage: Eukaryota; Fungi; Ascomycota; Eurotiomycetes; Eurotiales; Aspergillaceae
Exons: 2
Source: RefSeq, a predicted model, not a curated record
AUGCCCGACAACGUGCCCCACGCGAGCAAUGAUGGGAGCUCCUGGCCGACCACACUUCCUCUUUCUUCGCGGGAAGAGCAAGGACUCAUACUGGAAGCCCGUGCUUUGCGAGAAGAAAAGCUCGAAGCUCUUGCAGGUAUUGUCAACAGCAUGCCUGUCGAAUUGGCUGACAGAGAUAUUAUCCAUAUGUACUAUCGGGUCGAAGUUGGCUCUUAUCUUUUACCGGCUUCGAGCCUCAUCGCCAACGAAAAUCCCUCCAGGGCCGAGGUUAUGAUCAAGCUCGCCAGGGAAUCUGCAAAUGAAUCCAAAAAUCCGCUCCUCGUUGCUAAGUGUGAGUUCUGGAUGGGUCGAGUUGAGUUUCUGCGCGGAAACAUGCGCAAAGCUCAUGAGCACUUUGUGAAAGCGAACCCUUGCGCCAUGGAUCCGAAGGAGGGUGUUGAAUGUCAGGACCUGAGCUUUUAUUUGGAUGUCACCAGGCAUGGAAUUAGCGAGCAUACUCGGGCUGCGAGACUAUAUGCUCAUGAGGAGGCUAUCGCGGCGCACGCGAAAUUUGACAAGACUGCAAACAACUCUGUCUCGACCGAAGACAAACGCAAGCGACCAUUGAAGACUUGGAAGGGGGCUCUCGUCAAACUACAACUACCUUUGGUCAAGCAACGCCCACUUGGUAAAAUCAGAAAGCCCCAGUGUAGGGUGCCGACUCUACGAAAGGUGGACGAGAAGCAUUUGCAGCAAGGGAUAGAUACCGAGACAAGCUCUAAAAAUGAGGUUCUUGGAAAGGUCCUUGCAGAAGAGCUUGGGUACGAGACUUGGAGCGAUUCUGGAGAUAACACUGAUACCGACACUGAGGACGAAUCUGAUGACGACCCCAGCGGAGGCCCUGCAGACGGUACAAAUGACACCACAGAUGAGAACACAGAUGAGAACACAGCAAACUCUCCAGGUGUCCCUGAUAAAGCUCAACAACCAGAGCCCUCCACUGACACAGCCACGGCUCCGGCCAACUUUCCGACUGAUCAAUCCGCGUACGAAAUGCCCAAGCCAGGAUCGGCCCGAGCCCGGUUCAGGCAGGAAUGUUUUCAGAUGGGCCUCACAUCAGUAGUCAACGCAGAGCCCUACGAGCGUCCGAAAGAACCAUUUAUGUUUGGAGUCCCCCACGAACGUACAAAGCAGACCGAGUUCCGGCUCGGAUUUUUCAAGGUUGGCCUGACAAAACGCUGCCGCCCAAUGACCAUUUUUCCGAAACAAGUUGGUGAAAUCACUAUUUCUCCGGAGGAAUGGAAAUCCAUCGAACAGGACGCUCGUCAGAAGAUUGUGACCUAUGAUUACUUGCGGAGAGAGAGAUAUGAAUUGGUCAAAGUUGCUGAGGAGAUCCAAAGCCGACGGUGUCUUCCAUCAAUUGGCCCAAGUGGCCGAGCAGUUUCCUGGUCUAGCGGUUAUGAUUUUCCGUUAACAAAUGCGAUUAGCAUAUGUUCCGGAAAGGUUCUGGGUUCGAUUCCCAGGGAAACUAUUUUU